ACAACGUCAACAUGAAUUACCACAUCUAUUGUCUAUAUCUUGUACUUUUCAAAAAUCAAUAUUCAAAUUCUUUUUUCUUGUGACAACAGUUGGAUCUAUCCUGAAGAAUUCUGAAAUUUUAAGUGAUCAAACAAAAAAGUGAGAACAAUAACAUAUCCCUUCAACAGAAAAAAGGCCAAAAAGAAAUUUAAAAAGAAAAGAAAAGAAGAAAAGGGACUUGGGGAAAAUGUAAAGAAGAUUACCUCAGGGUAUUAACUGCCAAUUCAGUUUCAACGUAUAUUGGAGGGGAACUCUCACUCUGUGUAUAAUUGCAGAAAUAUUUGAGUCUCCAUCCAAUGAUAACUCUAAAGCUCCUCCCUCCAUUACCUUCACAAAACCCUUACUUCAACUCUGUCCACUCUAUAAACUUCAACCCUUUGUCUAAACCCCUUCAAUUCAACCAUACACUUUCCAGAUUCUUGUUAAAAUCGCCAAAGUGUCAAUCUUUCAAGCAGUCAGGCUAUAGAAAAUCUCAAUUUCAGAGCUUUAAAUGCAAUGGGGUUAAAGGUUCCAACGAAGAGACUAAUAAGGUUGUCUUGGACCACGGCGGCGGAGGAGGUGGUGAUGGUGAUGGUGGUGGUGGAGAUGAUGAAAAGGCGGAGAAGCAAAAUGGGUUUCUCCCAGAAUGGCUGGAUUUUAGUUCAGAUGAUGCAAAAACAGUUUUUGCAGCAUUGGCUAUAUCGCUUGCCUUUAGGUCCUUUGUGGCUGAGCCUAGAUAUAUUCCUUCUUUGUCUAUGUAUCCCACUUUCGAUGUUGGAGAUCGACUUGUUGCUGAAAAGGUCUCUUACUAUUUCAGAAAGCCAUGUCCCAACGACAUAGUUAUUUUUAAGAGUCCUCCAGUGCUUCAGGAAGUAGGAUACACUGAUGAAGAUGUCUUUAUUAAGCGGAUUGUUGCUAAGGGAGGUGAUCUUGUGGAGGUGAGCUCACAACAUACAAAACAGUUAUACUACUUCAUAGUGACAGAGCAAAUUAUAAGGUCGACAGCAAACCUGGGGCAGAUCUACCUCAUAUUUGAGUGUCGUGCGAAAAUGUGAAAAUUUCUCACUUAUUUAUACUGCUUCAAGAAUGUAAAUAUUAAAUAGACCAGACAUCUUUGCACUUGUCUUUUCUUUCGAAAGCCAAUUCUACCCUCGUCAACAGUCAGACCAGUCAUGAAAGUUAGGGCUGGUAUCUUUUGUCAAAAACCCCUGUAUCUUGUGUUUGGAAAGUGCAGGUCUUUCUCUGUUUCUAUUCUUGUGAUGGCAAUACCUAAGUGCCAUUGCCUCCAGCAUAUCUUGAUGUGUAGUUUGUGCCGUCACCGUAACAUGCGACCAAUAACACAUUGUUGAUAACUACUUUAUUUUGUAACAUUGAGAUGUUUUUCCAGUAUCCUCUCUUGCAGGAGAAUUCAUGGUCAAAUUUGUCUAACAAAGUUGGUUUACUGGUUUUAAGCGACAACAAAGUUUAUCCAGUCAGUGGCUUGUUUCGGUGAUGCUCUCUUUUGGUAUCUAUAUUACUCCCUGCAUCACCUUUUGAAUGUUCACCUUUGCUUUUCAUCUACCCCAAAGUAGUGCCUACU
This is a messenger RNA of Nicotiana attenuata, 1597 nucleotides long. RefSeq names its product chloroplast processing peptidase-like. The transcript is spliced from 3 exons. The record is from RefSeq and is a predicted model, not a curated record. NCBI's taxonomy places the organism in Eukaryota, Viridiplantae, Streptophyta, Magnoliopsida, Solanales, Solanaceae. Gene Ontology annotation, molecular function: serine-type endopeptidase activity. The coding region runs from base 336 to 1073 and encodes 245 amino acids. Gene Ontology annotation, biological process: thylakoid membrane organization. Gene Ontology annotation, cellular component: chloroplast thylakoid membrane.